Exophiala viscosa is the source of this 681-nucleotide messenger RNA. RefSeq lists its product as uncharacterized. The coding region runs from base 1 to 681 and encodes 226 amino acids. NCBI's taxonomy places the organism in Eukaryota, Fungi, Ascomycota, Eurotiomycetes, Chaetothyriales, Herpotrichiellaceae. The transcript has a single exon. The record is from RefSeq and is a predicted model, not a curated record.
AUGCCUGGUGAUGGUAGUGAAAAGGAACAACAGCAGAACAGAAAUGUCAGCACACUCAAACAUGAGUCCAGUGGUAGUCCAGAGCGACCUUCGUAUUCGCCGGUAACUCCAACACUCUCUCAAGCCAGUCUCCCACCCCAAGAUGGCCACCAGAUAGACUUGCCACAGUGGAUGGACGAAGAGCCCGUCUCCUUACCUGUCAGUUUGGAUGACAAUUCCGAUGCCAUAGCGCUGAGAGCAGCUUUGUCAAUCUUGCAGAUCCAGCGUCAACGUGCGUUGCAAGAUAUGCGAGACCUCGACAAGAUGAAAAAGGCGGCACUGGAGAAUCCCGAGCAAUUCGUCAAGGAUCUUGAGGAUGGAAAAUUGACUCACUCUUCAAAAGGCGGUGUAGCAGUCGAUGAUCUGGAAGACUCAAUAGAUGAAAGCAGUGGAGGUCAUGCAUCCAACUUUGGCGCAUUCCCAAGCGCGCAGGACGUGACCCGGUGUCCGCCUGUGGAAUGGGCAAAGUAUCAUGUUGUUGGAGAGCCCCUUGAUCGGAUGCACGAAGUACAACAACAUUAUCCGGGUUAUGCCGAUCACCACCAUGAUGGUCCAGAUAUACCACAGCCUCACGUAAUUGCUGCUCCUUACCGGCCGUUCGUUGAUAAAUUGGAUCGGACGCGGACGACGAAGAAAUCUUGA